AUGGCAGCCAAAGAGCCAGAGAUCAUAAGAGACAAGGACCAGAUGAGGAGAUGGUCAAGAGCCAUGAGAUCCCAAGGCAAGACCGUAGGAUUGGUACCCACCAUGGGCUACCUCCACGAUGGCCACGUGUCGCUCAUCCGAGAAGCCCACAACCACACCGACCUCAUCGUGGUCUCGAUCUACGUGAACCCGGGUCAGUUCUCUCCCUCCGAAGACCUCUCCACCUACCCAUCUGAUUUCCAUGGCGAUAUCCAGAAGCUCAUGGCCAUUCCCGGCGGCGUUGAUGUCGUUUUCAACCCUCACAAUCUCUACGACUAUGGAACCAGCAAAAACGCAAACGCAGCCGCACGUGCGAGUGACGACGCACGUGUGGGAAAUGGCGGCAAUGGGGUGGUUUCUUGCGUGGAGGAAAACGGGUUGGGGCAUGAGACUUGGGUGAGGGUUGAGAGAUUGGAGAAGGGUAUGUGUGGGCAGAGUAGGCCUGUUUUUUUCAGAGGGGUUGCUACGGUUGUGAGCAAGUUGUUUAAUAUAGUCGAGCCUGAUGUUGCUGUGUUUGGGAAGAAGGAUUAUCAGCAAUGGCGGAUUAUUCAGCGGAUGGUUCGUGAUCUUGAUUUUGGCAUUAGAGUGAUAGGUUCUGAAAUAGUGCGUGAGAAAGAUGGGCUUGCAAUGAGUUCACGCAAUGUCCGCCUCUCACCUGAAGAAAGGGAGAAGGCACUAUCUAUAAGCAAGUCAUUGUCAAGAGCUAGAUUAGCUGCAGAAAAGGGCCAAACUAAUUGUAUAGAGUUGAGAGACUUGGUCGCACAAGCAAUACAUGAAUCUGGUGGAAGACUUGAUUAUGCUGAGAUUGUAGACCAAGAAAGUUUGGAGCAAGCAAAAGAGAUCAGAUGUCCUGUUGUUUUCUGUGUUGCUGCCUGGUUUGGAAAAGUGAGACUGAUAGACAACAUGGAGAUAAACAUAUGA
Molecule: messenger RNA, 960 nt
Organism: Prunus armeniaca (apricot)
Lineage: Eukaryota; Viridiplantae; Streptophyta; Magnoliopsida; Rosales; Rosaceae
Source: the annotation of a GenBank genome assembly